UUGUUUGUCAAUGCGAAGCCAAAGGAAGGACCUACUGCACGUCUAAAGAAUACAUAAAUAUCACUUUCCGACCACUUAAGUUCAUCCAUCAGCUUACACUACCGAUGAUAUUCAUGCGUAAUACGUGGGCAUUACCUUGAUGUUUAAGCCAGAGAUAAUAUCCUUUGUUAGUUUGUUAGCUAGCUGUUAUCACGCCGCUAUCUGACUGCAGAUCCUGCUCUUUAAAUACAACGCCUUUGCGGCGAUGACUGUGGAUUUACUGUCUGAUUUGGAAAGUCGAUUCUUCGCUGAUAACCUUCUGACAAGCGAGGACUGGGAUGCCUGCCUGUAUCAGUGCGAGAGCAUGGAGGAGGGAGAGGAUGGAGAUUUCAGCAGAGGGAUGAAAUACGACACAACGUUUGACAAUGAUCUUGUGCUCACCCUUGAUCCUGACAACCGCACAUCACCAUGGCGACACCUUGACGACAACCUUCUCACAGGAGACACGCCUGUGAUCAAAAAUGAAGUGACCAUAACGGAACCGUUACCUGUGGAAAUGUUGUUCCAGGUAAAAGCAGAACCUCCCUCUCCUGCAUCCUCUCUGGAGUCUGAUUGUUCCGCAUCACCUGACCCACAGGUUACAAUUAAAGGUGAAAACCCCCCAACUCCUCCAUACAUGUAUGGAGACGUGCUGUCGCCUCCACUGGGAGCUAUGGAGGUAACCGUGGCAACGACAGUAGUACCUCCACCGCAGAGUCAGAUUCCUACAGUUACACAGACACAGCUACAGGCACCGCUAACAUCUGUCCCAGCUGUCAUCAAUGGAAUUCAGACACAAGCUGCAGUCUUGCCAAGCUCUUCAACAUUAAAGGCCAGCACCAUUCUGAGCACCAAACCUCCCAUCCAGCCCCGACCUUUGUGUGUCGCUACCCUCCCCGUCCCCCAGAACCCCACGCCAGCCAAGACCCUCAUACUGCAGGGUCUCCCUUCCAUGGACCAGACCAGACCUGUGGUCCUCUCACCGUCUGUCUGCCUCGGUUCACCUCCAGCCAUCGUCAAAAUGGAGCCUGUCUCUCCCAGCAUCCCCCAGCACUGCUCCAGCCCAGCUGCCUCUACCACCAGCAAACCCAUCGUCCCAGCGACCACAACGUUACCCGGCAACAACUCCAGUGACAUUGAUAUGAAGGUGCUAAAGCGGCAGCAGAGGAUGAUCAAGAACCGCGAGUCUGCCUGCCAGUCGAGAAAGAAAAAGAAGGAGUAUCUGCAGAAUCUGGAGGCUCAGCUGAGGGAGGCGCAGCAGGAGAACGAUCGACUCCGCAGGGAGAACCAGGCACUGAGGGAGAGACUGGCCGGCAAGGAGGGGAGCGACUCUACAAGUAACAAGAGAGCCGUGUGUGUCAUGGCUGUCCUGCUGUUCAUGACCUUCAGCUUCGGACCCGUCAGCAUCACAGACAGGAAGUUGCCGACGGAUCUACAGGAAGAUCUGAUGUCGUAUACAGGACGGCGGCUACUGGAGAUUGAACAGCAGCAGGCGGCAGCUCAGCCUCACAGCCGAGUUGAGGACAAGACGGAGACAGAAGAGGAUGGAGGGGACGAACGAUGGAAGAGAGGAGAGGCGGAGAGAUACACUCCAGAAUCUUAUCAGUUCAGAAACCUGAGCAACAUAUUCAGCGACAUGAAGGACCUGGUCCUGCAGGACAUCGACCGUUACUUCACCUCCUCAGACUGCCGACAGUUUAACCGCUCCGAGUCUCUCAGGCUGGCUGACGAGCUGAGAGGCUGGGUCCAUCGGCAUCAGAUCGACCGGAAGAAGUCCGGAGGAAAACCAAAGAAUGUCAAGAAGGCAAAGAUUGCCCAGAAAGCUCAACUGAGGAAGACAAACUUCUCCAGAUACCUGCCGAUCCAGUCUCACCGCUCCAUCGAAAGUCAGCUGCAGGUGCUUCCUGGUCCUGAGGUCACCUACAGCGAGUUCCUGGACGCCAUUGACCGCAGAGAGGACACGUUCUACGUUGUCUCUUUCAGACGGGACCACCUGCUGCUUCCCGCCAUCAGUCACAACAAAACCAGUCGGCCCAAAAUGUCUCUGGUGAUGCCGGCCAUGUCUGUUAACGAGAGUCUUUAUAACUCGUCUCAGGGCUACGAGAUGAUGAUGCAGGUCGACUGUGAGGUCAUGGAUACUCGAAUCGUCCCCAUCAAGUCGUCUGCCGUCCCUCCAUCUCUCCGCGACCCGCCCCAGCUCCACCCUCCUCCCACCAAAACACCCACCAUCACCACAGCAACAACACCUCGCUCCGAGGCCGCCACCACCAGCCACCUUCCUCCUCGUCCUCUUCUUCCUCAUCGUCAUCAGCUCCUCCAAGGCAGCCUUUACCAGCCCGUAGACGGACAUCCGGAUACUUUAUCAGCGAGUCAGAAGGAGUUUGAAUAAGCGUUGCCAUGGGAAUCGUGCACAUAGAAGAGGUGGGGAAUGACGAGUCCAGUGGUUACAGGCUGUUGGACUAAGAAUCAAAUGUCUAAAGAUAACUCAUCGUCCCUUCAGAAACUUUCAGUUUGCCUUCAACUGUAAAUCCCAUCUAUACCGGAGUCAAAUUCCCUGCCACUCCUGAGAGGGUGGAAACUUGAAGAAAAUAAUCUGUAGUUUUAUCCAGUAAUUUUCUGGAACUGAUGUAAUUUAACAAGAGCUUCUUUGCAAAACAAUAUUCUAAUAUAUACAAAUGUUUUUCUAAAAAUGAGUCUGGUACAGACAAGGCAGCACAUCACACUCACAAACGGUGCUGCAUUUUCAAAUUUAGUAGUGAAAAUGUUCAGUAGGAAUGCAGAGUAGAGCAGAGCUGCCGGUGUGUUUAAGUGCUGACGGGGCGAAGAGAGUAUAGCUUUUAUUUUGGCUGCUUAACAAACAGUUGCUACACAUUUUGGUGCUCCAUACAGUCCUGGUUAAAGAAGAUUAAAAGAAAAGACAUUUUAGAAAGAUCAAUAUUGACUGUUUCUCAGUCAAGGUCUCUGUGCAGUUUGUAAUUUCGUGUUUUGGUUGUUUUAUCUUCAGAGGCACAAUGUAGUCACUAAAAGAAAAGGCAGACUAUUUAGCCUGAAUUUAGGGGAUCAUUUCUAAAAGUUGUUUCUAUUUGGGCUUGCAUGUUUGGACCAUACAUGUGUUUGAAAGGUCACCUAUAUGCCAGGUCUUUAGGCAUCUAAAAUUUGCCCAACUUCGAAUGAAUAAAACAAAACAGAAAAAAAAAAAACACUUUUGAAGAUAUUAGAAAAAAAUCCACUUAA
Molecule: messenger RNA, 3252 nt
Organism: Melanotaenia boesemani (Boeseman's rainbowfish)
Lineage: Eukaryota; Metazoa; Chordata; Actinopteri; Atheriniformes; Melanotaeniidae
Gene: atf6b
Product: activating transcription factor 6 beta
Biological process (GO): regulation of transcription by RNA polymerase II; endoplasmic reticulum unfolded protein response
Cellular component (GO): nucleus
Molecular function (GO): DNA-binding transcription factor activity, RNA polymerase II-specific; RNA polymerase II cis-regulatory region sequence-specific DNA binding
Source: RefSeq, a predicted model, not a curated record